Molecule: messenger RNA, 579 nt
Organism: Penicillium cataractarum
Lineage: Eukaryota; Fungi; Ascomycota; Eurotiomycetes; Eurotiales; Aspergillaceae
Exons: 3
Coding region: 1-579 (192 amino acids)
Biological process (GO): carbohydrate metabolic process
Molecular function (GO): hydrolase activity, hydrolyzing O-glycosyl compounds; carbohydrate binding
Source: RefSeq, a predicted model, not a curated record
AUGCAACCCGACCUGGAGUUUUCCUGGACCAAUGAGCCGAGUUUCGGAUUUGACGUGACCAGGAAGUCAAACAAGGAUGUUCUUUUCUCUACUAAGGGAACAGACCUCGUCUUUGAGAACCAGUUUGUUGAGUUCAAGAGUUCCCUACCCGAGAACUACAAUCUUUAUGGCCUGGGCGAGUCGAUUCAUGCAUUCAGACUCGGAAACAACUACACCAAGACCUACUAUGCGGCUGAUGCUGGUGCUACUGUUGAUAUCAACGUUUACGGCACACAUCUCUUUUUCCUGGAGACCCGUUACUUUACGCCAGAUGCUAACGGCAAUCUCUCGCUGGUCACAUCCAAUGAGGCUGCUGAGGCUGCCCCCAAUGCAAACUGUACAUCUUUCUCUCACGGAGUGUACUCUCGCAACGCCCAUGGACAGGAUAUCCUCAUGCAGGAAGACAGCAUCACUUACCGUGCUAUUGGUGGCAGUAUUGAUCCCUACUUCUUCCCAGGCCCCAGUCAACCAGAGGUGACCAAGUCAUACCUGAGGGCUGUUGGUCAAGGAGGCCGAGUCAUCAGAUUCUCUUGUGCGUGA